Messenger RNA from Microbotryum saponariae, 949 nucleotides. NCBI's taxonomy places the organism in Eukaryota, Fungi, Basidiomycota, Microbotryomycetes, Microbotryales, Microbotryaceae. The record is from the annotation of a GenBank genome assembly.
AUGGUGUCCGAAGGAACUGUCAGGCUUGUGCAUGCUCCCCUUCUUGGCCUGGUACGUCGUUGUCCUCGUCGUCGGCCCUUGUUCCAUGUCGCCAGUUCAGCACGUGCCAUCGAUCAACUUCCGUGCUCGCGCACAAAGGAUACCAAGCGCCCUCCGAUCCUCGAAGUGCACACUACUAACUUGUACUCUGAUGCAAUCAGAUCACCUUGAUUGGUAUCGUCACGCUCGCCAUGUCCGCAUCGCUGGUGGCGCACUACAACUCGCACGGUUACCCCAACAUCUCCUGUGAGUGUCUUUCGAUGGCACCCGUCAGCUUCGACACUCUACUUUGCACUCGAGGGAAAUGGAAUCCGCAGCUUGUAGCAGAACCAAGACGAGCUGACCCGUGCCGAACGUUUCCGUACCUUCCUUCUUGGGCCUUAAUAUCAGACCGUGACCGAAUCCGCAUCAUCCUCGCCGGUUCGAUCUGGUCCUUUUUCGUGUCGGGUGAGUGGACGCUACGGGUAUCGAAAUUCCUCGACCUAUUUGGUUCUGACUUUCUCGUUCGUGGCCUCUCUCCAGUCUUCCUCGUGGUCGGUGUCGCUGUCAAGCCUGACAACGUCCUCUUCGGAAUCUUUGCCCACAUCAUUGGUCUUGCCAUUGCUUUCGUGAGGACGAUUUCGCAAGCAUCAGCGUUUCUACACGACGUUUGGCUUUGCUGAUGCUCCAUUCCGCCCUUUACUCCCAGAUCCUCCUCUUGAUCGGUGUCGCGUCGCUCACCGCCUUGACGGACAAGCUGCACUGCUCCGGCAUCGAGAACUUCUCGCGCUGCAAGGUCGUCAAGGGUCUGGUCGGCGUCACCUGGACCCAGACCGUGCUCCUCUUCAUCGCGCUCAUCUUCGUCUUCGCCCUUGGCGUUAAGGCUCGCUCGGGUGGGGGUAUGAGGAGGUCGACUUUGGUCAACGCUUAA